CUAGUUGCCGUGUGCCAGUGACUGCUCAGUAUUGAAGGAAGAUGGAGAAAUUAUACGACAAUGUAAAAACUGCUAUACUUACAUUUAAAUUGGACACAUGUUGCUGUUUCGCGCCAAUAAGAACUGGAGUCUUGAUAACUGGAUAUUUUAACAUAUUUAUUUCGAUGUUGUCGCUAGUGGGCACCGCGGACGGGGGCAUCACCCCGCCGUUGAUGGCCGUGCAGGAGGUGAUCCUGGAUGACGAGGGCUCCAAGGUGAUCGGUACGCUAGCUUACGGCACAGAGCUCGCCUUCAACAUGCUACUAUUGUGUGCUAUGUACCGGAAAGACAUAGUUUUACUGCGGACUUAUAUGUACUUUGGCAUGGCGGCGGUUGUCGCCUCUGUGCUCGUAUACUCUAUGGUAAUCGCCGCCAUUACACUUCUUACGAAGAUAAAUGUUAUUGUCAAUUUCGUAUUCCAGUGUUACGUCAUACUUCUAGUAAGAAGUGCAAUAGUUGACAUCAAAGAGGAACUCGACGAACAGAAGAACGGUCACAUCACUUUAUACUCUGUGACAAAGGUGACACCAGAGACAACUGUCAUAAAAGACAUUGAAACUCCUCCAGAAACUGAGUGUGACGUUACAGAAGACGAGAAGAAAGAAGAGAAGAUUAAGCUAGAAACAGUCAAUGAGAAUUCGAAAGAAGAACAAUAACAUAUAUAAAAUAAAUCAUUGUUUAAUCUUUUAUAAUUUAUUCCCUACAUUAGGAGAAAUUGUAGUCUGAGACUCGUUGCCAAUGAAAAGGGCUAAUUUUCUUUUUCCUAACCAAUUUUUGACAUCAAAUCAUUUCCAUGA
Messenger RNA from Papilio xuthus (Asian swallowtail), 836 nucleotides. RefSeq lists its product as uncharacterized. The record is from RefSeq and is a predicted model, not a curated record. The coding region runs from base 42 to 695 and encodes 217 amino acids. The transcript has 4 exons. NCBI's taxonomy places the organism in Eukaryota, Metazoa, Arthropoda, Insecta, Lepidoptera, Papilionidae.